AUGAGAAAGGAGUCAGGUGGUAAUCAAUCCAGUGUCACCGAGUCAGGCCACUUACUGGGCCAACUGAAGUUUGAAUUCCAGGGCACCCCAAAUGUUCAUCCUCUGUCGCUUCCAGAGUAUCAUGAUGAGUAUCAUGAUGGUUUUGCUAACAGUGCUCCCUGUAAUUCUCCUGGCAAUACUGCUGCAAAUAUUAGUGCCAGAAUUGAGGACAGGCGGUUUUGCAGAGUCAACUCAAAUGAACUUGAACUGAAUGAAGGUGCUUUUGGUCCUUCUGGAAAUGGGAGUUGCCCCUCCCCUGGGCAGCAUUAUAGGUGGAGUAAUUCACAUCACCCUCAGCCUCAAGGCACGAUCUGGCCAAAUUCACCGUCAUUUGCUGCUCACCCGCCUCCACAAUUGCAUGCAAUUCCAAGAGCACCAUCUCAUAUGCUGAGCACACUUUUCCCCCUAAACAACCACCAUGUCGGAUCGGCCCCAUCUGUUAAUUUUUCACUUUGGGACAGAAGACAUGCCUAUGCAGGGGAAUCCCCUGAUGCUUCUGUUUUUCAUCCAGGUUCUUGUGGGACUAUGAGGAUAUCUGGUAACUCACCGCAUCCAUUAGAAUUUGUUCCUCAUAACAUGUUUCCUUGUGCUGGUGGAAACUGUAUGGACCUACCAAUUCCCUCCAAAAAUGUUGGAUUCAACUCCCAUCGUCCGAGGUGCCUGAUGUUUCCCACAAGAGGUCAAAUGAUUCCUAUGAUGAAUUCAUUUGAUUCUCCAAAUGAACGGGCUAGAAACCGUAGAAAUGAAGGCAGUUCCAGUCAACCUGACAACAAGAAACAAUUUGAACUCGACAUUGAUCAGAUUGUGCGAGGGGAAGAUAAGCGCACAACGCUUAUGAUUAAGAACAUUCCAAACAAGUAUACUUCAAAGAUGCUUUUGGCUGCAAUUGAUGAACACCAUCGAGGAACUUAUGAUUUCAUCUAUUUGCCCAUUGAUUUCAAGAACAAAUGCAAUGUGGGUUAUGCAUUCAUCAAUAUGACUGAUCCCUCCCUAAUUGUUCCUUUCUAUCAGGCAUUUAAUGGAAAGAAAUGGGAAAAGUUUAAUAGUGAAAAAGUGGCAUCUCUUGCAUAUGCUCGCAUACAGGGAAAAGCUGCUCUUAUUGCCCACUUCCAGAAUUCAAGCUUGAUGAAUGAGGAUAAGAGAUGCCGCCCUAUUCUUUUCCACACUGAUGGUCCAAAUGCAGGUGAUCAGGUGCCCUUCCCCAUUGGUGUCAAUGUUCGACCUAGACUCACCAAAAAUCGAGGCUGCACCAGUGAGGAAACCCAUCAAGAAAGCCUACCAAAUUUGGCGAACAUGGAGGAAUCUUCUAGUGGGGACUCAUCCUCAGGUUCCGUGAAGGAUUUAGACUGA
This is a messenger RNA of Ilex paraguariensis (yerba mate), 1389 nucleotides long. The record is from the annotation of a GenBank genome assembly. Lineage: Eukaryota; Viridiplantae; Streptophyta; Magnoliopsida; Aquifoliales; Aquifoliaceae.